Messenger RNA from Penicillium longicatenatum, 3804 nucleotides. RefSeq lists its product as uncharacterized. The transcript is spliced from 3 exons. The record is from RefSeq and is a predicted model, not a curated record. NCBI's taxonomy places the organism in Eukaryota, Fungi, Ascomycota, Eurotiomycetes, Eurotiales, Aspergillaceae. Gene Ontology annotation, molecular function: protein binding. Bases 1 to 3804 code for a protein of 1267 amino acids.
AUGGGCUUGAGGGCCCUCUUCAAGAGCUUGCGUCCCUCGGAUGGAAAAGAGACGCCUACUUCACUGUCACCGUCGCCAUCGUCAUCACCAUCACUAUCGAAAGCGGGCACUGAUAAAAACGAUAGCAUAAAAACUGCGACCAGCAGCCAUACUCUACAAUCGGCUUCUUGUAACUCUGACCCCAAUUUUACUUCUAAUGACAGCGCGCCCCGGGACUUAUGGGAUGAAGCCUACGCUACUCUGAGCGGAGAAGAUCCGAAACUGAUAGAGAAGUACGAAGAAAUAUUGUUGACUAAGGACAAAGGAAACGUUGAUUCGAGCCAAAAUCAUCUAGCGCCAGCUGGAUCGUAUCAACGCGAGGAGCAGCUACGGCAAAUAGCGAAGGGCAAAGUAGAAGAAGUCGAUAUAGCUCAGUUGCAAGUCAAGAUUGGUAGCCACUCCGUGGACUUCAGUGGUCAGUUUGACAAAGCUGUCAAGAUUGUGGUUGCAGCCAAGGAUUUCGUAUCCUCAGCUGUCAGUGCUGAGCCACAUGCUGCACUAGCGUGGGCUGGGGUGUGCAUUUUCUUGCCGCUUCUUUUGAAUCCGUCACAGCAGAAGUCGGCUGCCCAUGAUGGCCUUGAGGCUGUUCCCUUUUCUGUGCGCAGAUUAAGGGUCAUGGAAAGGCUUAUCAGACCAGGGAACUCCGGACUAACUUGGAGUAACUAUCAGUCUGAUAGCCUGGAGCUUGUAAAGGACUUUGAGGGUACGGCGGUGGAGCUGUAUAAGACAAUUCUCGAAUUCCAGAUUCGAUUAGUGAGACAGUAUUCCGAUAAUUGGGCGAUACGUUACGGACGAGAUAUCUUCAAAGCCGAUGACUGGACGAGUCUAACCAGUCAGAUCAAGACUCUUGAGGCAAGGUGCACCGAUAUUGCUCAAGAUUUGAGUCACGAGCGGAUUGAGAGAGCGUUGCAAGUCAGUGAGCACAACAUGCAACGCGGUCUGCAGGAGGUUCAGCAAGAGUUAAAGAAAACGACACAUAGUAUUGAGCAGCAGACUAUGAUGCAAUCUGCUUGGCGACAGAUCGACAAGGAGCGCAAGUGUGUACGUCUGUUUCGACAAUCGAAUCCGUACGAGAAUCAGAAAAACAGAACACCAAAAAGAGUUCUUGAAACAGGAAAUUGGUUCCUGGAGAAUGACAAAUUUCUCGCUUGGCGAGAAAAUGAAGGACCCGAUCUUCUUUGGCUGUCUGCUAAGCCCGGUUCGGGCAAAUCCGUUUUAGCAAAGACAAUUAUCGAUGAGGGUCUGAUCACCUUGAGCCAUCAGAAGCAGUCCGCUGUCUGUUAUUUCUUCUUCAAAGACAUCUCCCCGUAUCAAAGAAGUGCACUCAGCGCCAUAUCUGCAAUCCUACACCAGCUUUUCUCGGUAUUCCCGUCUCUAGUGAAGCAUGCUCUUAGGUCUUACGACUUAAAUAAAGAGGAGCUACCCACCUUAUUUGACGAAAUGUUUGGUAUUCUCUGUCAAGCGGCUACUGACCCCAUCGUCGGACAAAUCGUGUGCGUACUGGACGCCCUCGACGAAUGCAGUGACACUGAUCGAUUCUUUUUGAUCGAAACGAUCACCAAUUAUUACCAUCAGUUCAAGAAUGAUUUAAGAGCUGACGUUCGGCCUAAGUUGAAAUUCCUCUUAACCAGCCGUCCUUAUUCCCACAUUCAUUCGCAAUUCUAUGAUCUCAUAAAGGAGGCCCCUACGAUUCACUUAUCAGGGGAUCAUGAAUCCGAAAAAAUCAAAGAUGAGAUCGAUGUAGUCAUUGAUGCCAAGGUCCCAAAGCUUGCUACUGAGAGGGGGUUCGACAAAGAGGCAACAAAGUACCUGCUUGAGGAGUUGCACACAGUCGACAAUAGAACGUAUCUGUGGCUCAGUCUGAUAAUGGAAGAGAUCCGCCUCAGUGAACGACCAGCCAACAAGCGAGAAUUGCAAAAGAUUAUUUCAGGCUUGCCGCGAAGUCUGAUUGAAGCUUACGAUGCAAUCUUAAGGAGAUGCCGCCACCCAGACCUUGCAAGGCAGCUCCUGCAUAUCAUUCUGGCAGCCCGGGAGCCUUUGGCAGUCGAUGACAUGAGAGUAGCCACUGCUCUUGCCAAUGAUUUAGAAUAUCGCUCAUAUGACGAAAUUGGGAUCGAACAGUCAGACGCUUUCGAAAUGAGAAUAAAAAAUGUUUGUGGUCUUUUGGUGACCAUUGACAACGGCUCUGUUUUUCUCAUCCACCAAACGGCCAAGGAAUUCCUGGUCAAGAACGACGACACGAGCCACAAGAGUGACACUUGGAGAAACAGUUUCAGUCCGCUGGAUUCAGAGACAUUACUCGCAAAAGUCUGCAUCAGUCUGCUUUCUUUCACUUGUUUUUCCAAAUCCCCACUCACAAUUGACAACGAUGGUGAUGAAACCUUCACAAGUGUUCCUGAGUAUGUCAAGAAUAAUCCAUUUCUAAAGUAUGCCGCAACUUAUUGGACGGAACACUGCCAAGAAGCCAAACUUGAUAACAAUCCAAAAUGGAUGUCGUCGAUGCUGUCCCUUUGCAGUGUGAACAAACCGGCAUUCAGGACAUGGUGCGCAAUUUACCAACGUCUGGGUAAUCAACAUGUCCCGUGGAACACAACGAGCUUGAAUAUUGCUGCUCAAUUUGGUUUUGCGAAUGUUCUUGCCUCUCUUCUAGAAAACGGAGAAGACCCUAACGAGCCUGGUGACCACGGAGCAACACCGCUUGCGCGUUCCGUGCAGAGAUCUAGAAUGGCUGUGGACCUUCUUUUAAACGCCAAUGCAGACAUCAAUGCCUACGGAUGGGAGGAAUCCUGGUACAGUGAUCUCGACGACACAGGCAGCAAGCUAAAAGUCAAGCCAUUUUCAGGUACUCCUCUGGUCAUGGCUGUAAUUAGCGACGAUGUCGAAAUGGUCAAAUAUCUGAUCGAACGUGGAGCUGAGAUAGACUUUCCUCCGCAUAGUUUGUCAACGCCGCUCUUCAUAGCAUGCCUCCAGUGUGAUAUUGAUGAAAGAUUGGAAGCAAAAGAGAUUCUCCAUCUGCUACUUCGCUACGGGGCGAAUGUUUGUUUCGAGAUGGAGGAUGAACAUUAUCAGGUAGAGAUGACCGUCCUCCACUCUGCAGCUAUGAGCCAAAACCGAUCGACGUUGCAAGUGCUUCUUGGCUCGGAGACUGCAGAUGUCAACUUCCAGCUUCGGGAAUUACCGAGGGACGCUCGAAUGAAAUAUCAAAAUAUCAUCGAAGAUCAGUUGUCCAUCGAUGAGCCAGAAAUCUCAUCUGGUAAGAUCAGGUCAUCGCAGGUCGAUUCUUCUUCCGCCAGUGGGAGAGGCAUUAAUGCGUCUGGAGGAGACGAAGAUUCAGAAGGUGGUGAAAUUGAUGACAACACUUCCAUACCCGAGUAUCAGGAUUCCGACGGUGGAUCUGGGUCCGACUCCAAUCAUUGUGCCCAUCAAUCUGACUUUUCUGAGUCGAGCGACUGGUCGCUAAAUUAUGAUUACAUGAUUGGGGCCACUCCAUUACACCUCGCAGCUAGUAGUGGAUUGGUGGAGAAUGUCAAGCUUCUUCUGGAGCAUGGAGCCAAUCCACAUGUCAAAAAUGCCGAUGGCCAUACAGCAAUGGAUUUUGUUCUUGCAUUGACCUCUAUUGAUGAUGACGGUAAUGACAUAUCCGGCAGCGAUAAGGCCCUCAACUCUCUAAAAGCGGAACUGAUAGAGUUGCUCGAACAAAAUGGUCCCGUUUCCUCGGAGAGAAGACAGAAUGAGAUCACUGGUAUGGAAGGAUUCGUGAGCUAA